Messenger RNA from Terrapene triunguis (Three-toed box turtle), 3783 nucleotides. It is a transcript of the gene GARNL3, whose product is annotated as GTPase activating Rap/RanGAP domain like 3. Gene Ontology annotation, biological process: regulation of small GTPase mediated signal transduction; activation of GTPase activity. The record is from RefSeq and is a predicted model, not a curated record. Gene Ontology annotation, molecular function: GTPase activator activity. NCBI's taxonomy places the organism in Eukaryota, Metazoa, Chordata, Testudines, Emydidae. Bases 40 to 3156 code for a protein of 1038 amino acids. Gene Ontology annotation, cellular component: cytoplasm. The transcript has 33 exons.
UUGGAGCUGGUUACAGAUGGGAGAAAAGUUGUUCUGAAAAUGGGAGAGUCUGAUACUUUGACUCCAAAAGGAGAGAGACUUUGCUCUGUCUCCGAAGACUUGGGCUGUAGACGUGGAGAGUUCAGUAGAAAGCAUUAUGGAUCUGUGGAGCUGCUUAUAUCUAGUGAUGCUGAUGGAGCCAUUCAAAGAGCUGGACGUUUCCGAGUGGAAAACGGAUCAUCUGAUGAGAAUGCAGAUUUCACCCCAGGUACAUGGCGCAGAACAGAUGUGCACUUGGAAAACCCAGAGUACCACACCAGAUGGUAUUUCAAAUAUUUUCUAGGAAAAGUUCAUCAGAAUUACAUAGGUACAGAUGCAGAGAAGAACCCUUUUUUUCUGUCUGUCGUGCUCUCCAACCAAAACAAUCAACGUGUCCCUCAAUACCGCUCAAUUCUCUGGAAAAAAACAGGUACUCAGAAAAUAUGCCUCCCUUACAGUCCCACGAAAACAUUAUCAGUGAAAUCUAUUUUAAGUGCCAUGAAUCUUGACAAAUUUGAAAAAAGCCCUAGGGAAAUUCUUCACCCUGAGAUACAAAAGGAUUUACUGGUUCUUGAAGAGCAAGAGGGCUGCGUAAAUUUUAAGUUUGGAGUUCUUUAUGCCAAAGAUGGUCAACUUACAGAUGAUGAAAUGUUCAGCAAUGAAACUGGAAGUGACAGCUUUCAAAGAUUAUUGAAUCUUUUGGGUGACACAAUUACACUGAAGGGCUGGACAGGCUACAGAGGAGGCCUGGACACUAAAAAUGAUACAACAGGAAUAUAUUCCAUAUACACAGUGUAUCAAGGGCAUGAGAUUAUGUUCCAUGUUUCAACCAUGUUACCAUAUUCUAAAGAGAACAAGCAGCAAGUAGAAAGGAAGCGUCAUAUUGGAAAUGACAUUGUCACUAUCGUGUUCCAGGAAGGGGAAGAAUCUUCUCCAGCAUUUAAGCCUUCCAUGAUUCGCUCUCAUUUUACACAUAUUUUUGCCUUAGUGAGAUAUAAUAAGCAAAAUGAUAGUUACAGGCUGAAAAUAUUUUCAGAAGAAAGUGUACCUCUCUUUGGGCCUCCCCUUCCAUCUCCACCUGUGUUCACAGAUCACCAGGAAUUCAGGGACUUUGUACUAGUGAAGUUAAUAAAUGGGGAAAAAGCCACCUUGGAAACCCCAACAUUUGCUCAGAAACGGCAGCGCACUCUAGACAUGCUGAUUCGUUCUUUAUACCAGGACCUCAUGCCUGAUCUACACAAGAACAUGCUUAAUAGGAGGUCGUUCAGUGACGUGUUACCAGAAUCCCCUAGAUCAGCACGGAAGAAAGAGGAGGCCCGUCAAGCAGAAUUUGUCCGACUUGGUCAGGCACUGAAACUGAAAACCAUUGUGAGAGGAGAUGCCCUAACUAGUUCAGCAACCACAAACCUCUAUAAAAAGGAGCCAUGGGAGUCCCAAUGUUUCUGCAGUAAUUUUCCUCAUGAAGUUGUUUGUGCGGAUUCUUGGGGCCAGUCCUUGCUAGUUUCUACAGAUGUUGGUGUCCUGCUAAUAGAUGAUGGCCAGUCAUCAGUGCAAGUAUUUGAUAAAACUCUCCAGGUGAAACAGAUGCAUGUGCUGGAAGCUUUGGACCUUUUGAUUACCAGAGCAGACAAAGGGAAGGACUCUCGUCUCCUUGUCUUCAGGAUGAGCGCUGUACGAAAUGGCAUAGAAGCAAAGCAGAUGGCAAAGAGCAAAUAUGACUGCAGAGAAAAUAAACUUGAGAAAACAAAAGGCUGCCAUUUGUAUGCCAUUAAUACUCACCACAGCAGUGAACUGAGGAUAGUUGUGGCUAUUAGGAACAAACUGCUCCUCAUCACAAAGAAAUACAAUCAAGGCAACAGUUUAACCAGUGUCUGUUUGAUGUCAUCACUGUCUGAAUCACCAGUGGAGGAAUUCCAGUACAUCAGGGAGAUUUGUCUCUCUGACCCUCCAGUGAUCAUGACUCUGGUGGAUGGACCUACUGGAGACAAUGACAAUAUGAUCUGUGUAGCAUAUCGGCAUCAGUUUGAUUUAGUUAACGAGAGUACUGGGGAGUCCUACAGGUUACAUCAUGUUGAAGCAAGCAGGACAAACAUGGCAGGCGCAAGAACUCCAACUUCAGAAGCACCUAAUGGAGCACACUGUGAGGCCUCAAUCAGAUCCAGGCAAGACCUCUUGACUCAAGAAAAAGGCAAGAUCCGACAUCCCAACCCAGAAUUCAUCAUCUCACAGGUUAAUUUUGUUGCAGCUAUUGAUGUAUAUGAAGAUGGUGAAGCUGGUCUACUGUUGUGUUAUAACUAUGUCUGCUACUACAGAAAGGUAUGCCCCUAUAAUGGGGGUUCUCCUUUGGUCCAGACAUCGGCAUCAGACUUCCACUUUAGUUGGAACCAGGUUCCUUAUGCUAUUGUUUGUGCUUUCCCUUAUAUCCUGGCCUUCACUACUGAUUCCAUAGAGAUACGAUUAGUGGUGAAUGGGAACCUAGUCCACACAGCUGUGGUGCCUGAACUUCAACUUGUUGCAUCAAGGUCAGAUAUUUAUUUUAAAGCUACUGCAACAGUAAGUGGAUCAUCCAAUAGCAGUUCCAAGGAAACCAGUUCAAACAGUUCUCCUCAGACUCCAACAGCUCAUGAAAUGCCAGAAUUUCCUUCUUCCUCAGCGGAAGGUGAAGUUCAGUAUAAAAACAUAUACAAAAUUCCUCUGAGUAAUCUGGCUGGGAGGAGCAUUGAACGACCUCUGAAGUCACCAUUAGUCCCCAAGGCCAUCAUCACCUCAAUGUCUAGUGUUACUGCCUCAGCUCCUGUCAGUCACUCAUUAUCUUUGUCUCGUAUGGAAAUUAAAGAAAUUGCAAGCAGGACACGCAAAGAACUGCUGGGCCUCUUGGAUGAGAAAGUUCCCAAAUCAGAAGUAGCACAGAAGCAAAAGAAGGUUCCUCGAAAACCAUCAGACCACAAGCAGGGAGCAAUAAGGUCAACAAGCAGUGACAGGAUAAUUUCAAGCUCUUUUGAAAGCAGUUCUGAAGGGCGUCACCUUUCCACUAGUUCAGAUCCUGAUACUGCAGCAAACCGGGAGGAGAGCCCACCAUCUAGCAGUCCAUUUCAUCUCACUACUUCAUUUGAUGAAGACAUCAUUGACUUGAAGUGAAGACAAUCUUGAGUCCCUUAUUUUCUCCUUUUCCUUUUCUUAUGACUCUGAAGGCCUUAUAGCAAUGUCACAACACUGCUUUUAGUGAUAACAUAUGGCUGGAAAUAGAGUAUAUUGGUGAAUAUUCUCUACAGAACCCAAUUGGGUGAAGCUUUUUUGCCAUCUUUAUGUUUACCUUUAUCAGUUAAAGAACCAGUGGUUUGUAUUGUAGCAAGGUGGUAGAUAUCAAUGAUAGUUUUAGGAUGAUAAUUUUAAGUAAAUAAAAGGAUUCAUUUUUAUUCUCUCUGAACUUCUUAUGUUUGGAGUACGUGAAUGAGAGUAACACUUAGCUGUGUUAUUUGCAGCCGCUGAUAUUACAAAUUGUUUCAUAGCACAGUGUGUCAUGUAGAAAGAUGAUCUUUAUAAAGAAAAUUAAUUUAUUCCAAUUUUUUUAAAAGAUAAAAACAAACUUGUGACAAAGUUCUUUUCAGCCAGGAUCAUCUGUCCCUGAAGUGGUACCGUUCUGUUAUAAUGUUUACUGAAGAACCAAGGAUAUUCUAUGAAGAUCAGCCUUGUUCCAUGAUGUUGCUUCUGUUGUGUUAGUUGUACGUGCAUAUGCUCAUGGGUUUUUUGGAGCCCAUACUCAUG